Messenger RNA from Peronospora farinosa, 6675 nucleotides. The record is from the annotation of a GenBank genome assembly. NCBI's taxonomy places the organism in Eukaryota, Oomycota, Peronosporomycetes, Peronosporales, Peronosporaceae.
AUGGACUCUUCACAGGCAUUUGUAGGGGAUUUUAGUGUAAAUAUGAACGGAGGUGGUGACACUCGGUUUAUGAACCAGUUUAAUUUGGGUGGCAAUAAUGGUAGUAUGGAGCUAUCCGAUGGACUGGACUUUAGCAGUGGCAUGCAUCUUAUGACAGACGCAUCGAUGAUGAUGAGUGGCAACUCAUCUACACUGACGGCAGGGCUCAUUGAUUUUCCAGACGAGCUCAACUCGCCCAAGGCGACGGCUAGUAACACAAGUAACAUGCUGAUGACGGAUACGUCUAUGUCCAUGAUGGCUGCAUCACCGGCUUCGACAACGUCGACAACUGAUGCGAUCCCGUUUCCGGCGUCAUUAGCCUCCGAGUCACUAAGUAGUAGUGGCACAUCGUCGUCGACGUCUACGGGCCUGGACGCGACGAAUUAUAUGAAUACGAGCACGACGAGUAGUGCAAUGGGAACUAAUAGCAAUGAAAUGGGCCUCGACAUGAACAUGGGGAUGAACUCGGGAAUGAAUUUAAGCAUGGGGAUGAACAAUAGGGGGAUGGAUAUGAGUGGAAACAAUUUUGGCAUGAACGACGCCAAUCAAAUGAUGUUUAACAACAUGCAGCAGCAAAUGAACAUGAUGAACCAGCAGGGAUCUUACUACAUGUCUCAACAACAAAUGCAGCAGCACUAUAUGCAGGCAAUGCAACAACAGCGUCAGCUAAACCUCCAACGUCAGCAGCAACAGCAGAAAGCGCUGCAUGAGCGCCAACGACAGGCACAGCAGCAGCAAGUACAUAAAAAUAACCAGCAGGCGCAGCAACAUCAAGCAGCACAUCAUAACCAGCAGCAGAUGCUUGCGGGGGGUCAAGUUCCAUCUCAAAUGGCUGCGCAAAGUCAAUUGAGCGGAGGUAACCAAAGUGCCAACGUAAACAUGAACACUGCGCGCCCUCACCCUCAAGCUUCAGGUCAAAACGCUGGAUCCACGACCUCUGCAACGCGCCCAUCGUGGCAAACGUCGGCUGAUCAGGCAUUGCGCAAGGAGAUGCUGAAUCAUAUUAUGCGGGUACUGCAGAAUCAACGGUCGAAUGCUCCAGCAAACUGGUUGCAGAAGUUACCGGAGAUGGCACACCGUCUUGAAGACGAGUGCUACCGCAUUGCUGCCUCUCGUGAAGAAUAUGCAAACACAAGCACGCUACAAUCGCGAUUGCGUAGUAUUGUGCGCAGUGCCCAGACUCACCAGCGAGUGGUUGGAAACAACGCAAUGCGUCAGCCUGGUGCACCAAACCAGUCAUCAUUAGCGAAUACCAGACCUGAAACUUCCGUGUCUCCUGGAAUGCCCAUUCCGUUUCCUGGUCUACACGCCGUUGCUCCCACGUCAAAUGGGCUGGGCCCAGAUUUGAAAAGCCUGGCUUCUCAGGCUAUCCAAAUGCCGCCGGAGCUUCAGGACCCGCCCUCGCAGAUGAACACUCCUGUUAAAGUAGAUACAUCCCAAGUUCAGAUGCGCAUGCAGUCAACACCCUCAGUGAUUGACUCGGUCAUGUCGGAACGUUUGUCUAUGACUGGUACAGGUAUUUCGCUUCCAGCUGGGCAGAACGAUGUGCAAACAACUUCGGGUGCUAGCGCAUCCAAUGGAAGAGGGAAUGCAAGCGGUUCCGGCCUUCAAUCUGCUAACUCUCCAGCUUCGGCUGCUCGUAACAAAUCGGCCCAGAUAAUAUGGCAGUUUAAAGCCAAAGCUCAGCAAGUAACAUCUGCAUUGGACAAGAACCAGACAACGGAGUACCACAACAAAUUACGACUCAUGGUUCGUGAAGAUAUAAAAACCGCUGGAUCAAAAGAAGUAUUGCAACGUCAGCAGCAACGGUUGCUGUUGUUGCGGCAUGCUAUGUGGUGUAAAUCGCCUGAGGGCAUGUGCACAACUACGCCGAGUUGUGGUGAGAUGAAACGACUGUGGGCUCACAUGGGUGCAUGCCAACAGACAAAUGCAUGCUCUUAUAGCCACUGCGUUUCAUCUAAGUACGUAUUAUCGCACUUCCAGCAGUGCGCAAACGCCAAGUGUCUUGUGUGCCAGGUCGUUCGAUAUCCCGUGGAAGUGAAGGAGAAAAAUGGUGCGUUAAUGCUAGAUGCGGACCGUGCGUUGCAGCAGAUUAUUGCUGCGAGCCAGCGUCGACAGCGCAUGCUUGCGAUGAAAAAGCAACAGGAAAUGCAGCAGCAGCAACAGAUUCUCUCGCAAGCACAGCAGCCUAUGCCAUUGACAAUGCCUGCGCACUUACAGCAGCCUCAAAGCAGCACUAACAUUGAGGCAAUGAACUUCCAGCAGCAACAACAACAACAUAAUGUUGGACGUGCUGUGAACCCUUCUACUCCGGUGGACGGAAACAUGAACGCGUUGGGAAUGGUGAUACCAAAUGAAGUUAGCCAUCCCAUCCCUAUGCCGACUGCACUGUCGAAUGCAGGGUCAAGUAGUAUGAUGGAAAAUGUGAAAGCAGAAAACAGUGGGUGCCCCACGAACCUUGUUCCAGACGACCAGCGGCAAUUUCAGCUUAUUAAGAAGAAGCUAAGCGGACGCUCUCUGGAACAGCUGACCGCGCAUUGCGUGAAGCUUGAAAAGUGGGUGGAAGAGAUUCGCGCGCGCAUGAAUGCCGUUAUGAACGAAUGUCGGCAGUUGUUGCAUCUGUCAAACUCUACGCAAGACCCAAUGCAGAAAACGAAGUAUGAAGCGCAAGUACAGGAGAAGCGAGUGAUGCUUAAACAGCUGGACGUGAAGUUUAAGCAAUGCAGGAGUCAGCGGAACAUUGUAAAGCAUGUGAUUAAUGAGCGCAAUGCUAUAACGUCAACGCUAACUCAGAAUGGUAUUGCGUCAAGUCACACAGUCAUGGAUAAUGCAGCGCCUGCACUGCAGCCUAUUCCAAUGCCUGCUCAAAUGCAACAGCAAAACCUUUUCCAACAGGUCCAGGGACCGGCUGCUAAAUUUCCAGGGACGUGUAUUAAGCCGUCGCCCGAUGACCUGCUGAGCGAAGAAGAUAUGGAUGUUCCGUUGAAAGUGAAUGGCAGCCUUUCAGUUGCGGGAAAGCCCCUGGCAAUGCCAAUGGACCUCCAAGACGUAGCUGCGACUCCUGUUUCGGUGGCUGUGCCAUUAAACACGUUAACAACCCCGCGUCAUGCAACCGGCAACCUUUCGGCGACAGUGAUGAAUGGUUUACGACCAGUUCUAUCGAUGGAUAAUGCUCAAGGUCAAGGACUUGGGUUGAGUCAAGAACAGAAGCAGGGCGAUAGAAAAGCGGAUAUUGCAACAACAGUCGCAGGUUCGACUGGUGGUACGGUAAAAGAAGAACCUCAGUCUGAUGAGUUAGGGACACCUUUUAAUCAGGCUGCUGUAAAGGAAGAUAUAGGCACCAAUCCACUAACGAUGAACAACUCAAAGCUGAACGCCAUGAUGGUGGAGCAUCGCCGAAUGGACGCCAGUACAACCUUGCAGCUGCCUGCAGGUGCCGUGGGAACACCGAAAGCAAUGAUUGCGGUUAGCAAAAGUGAGGCAAACUUGAGAUCAGCGGCUGUGGCGACACCGGCGCCUCCAGCGUCCUCGGAAGUUCCAAUGUCUGUGCUGAACGAACUGAGCAAUGAGGACCUAGCUUCUCAUAUUGACUCACUGAUUACGGGCUAUAAUGCAACAGUGUCUCCGGUGGAUCUUAAGAAGAAGCUGGAGGUAAUUUUGAAGGGAAUGAUGGAACACAAGUUUGGAUGGGUGUUUAAUACACCUGUAGACCCAGUGGCUUUGAAUAUCCCAAACUACUUUAAGAUUAUUCGGAAGCCGAUGGACCUGGGAACUGUUAAGAAGAAACUUGAAAUAGGCAUCUACAAGCACGCAGAGGAAUUUGCUUUUGACGUGCGUACUACAUUCCAGAACGCUAUGCAGUAUAAUAGCGAAGAUCAAGACGUCUACAGUCUUGCGAAGGAUAUGCUAUCUGACUUUAAUGGUGCAAUGCGCAAGCUGGCUGCUGAGGUUGAAGUUGAUGAAAAGGCGGCCCGUGGGAAGGAGAGCUCAUGCCGCCUAUGUGGUAUUGAACGCAUGGUUUUUGAACCAGCAGUAUUGUACUGCAACGGCGAGUGCAAUAGUCGUAUUCGACGCAAUUGCUACUACUACACAUCAGCAGAUAAUAAGUACCAUUGCUGUCAUCAGUGCUACGGUAACUUGCCUGAUGCCAUAAAACACAAUGAAGGCCGCCAGUACAACAAGAAUGAGCUUGCGCGUAAAAAGAAUGACGAAGUACACGAAGAACCUUGGGUACAGUGCGACAAGUGUGAACGUUGGGUUCACCAGAUUUGUGCUCUUUUCAAUGGCAAGAUUGAUAGUGAGAAGAAGCCGCAGCUGGUCAAGACCGAGAACGGCCAGACGACUGAUAGCAGUGAAGCAGCUUCGUCUCCUUCUUCGACUGCUACAAAGUCUUCCGACGCUACAACUACUACUACUACUACGGUAGUCAAGAAUUCUUCUUCCUCGGGAUCAAAGGGGACGGUCCAUUCAAUUACUACGUCACCUGGAAGCGAAUUUUUAUGCCCCGAAUGUCUGCUAGCGUACCGCAAAAGCGAACCAGAGAAGUAUAGAAUUGGUCGGCAUGCCUUCAGUGCAAGAGAUCUACAACGUACGAAGCUGUCCGAUUAUCUGGAACGCCGCAUCGCCAAGUCAUUAAAAGCAGAGCGCGAGGACGAGGCAAAAUGGACGCAGCGUGACGUGAAAGACGUAGAGACCGCCAACGGCCUCGCUGUGCGUUUGGUGUCAAAUAUUGAAAAACAGUUGAUGGUGCGUGAUAAGAUGUUUCAGCGGUACAAAGAUUCUCACAAGUACACGUCCGAACACCGAUUCAAGUCCAAGUGUAUUUGUAUGUUCCAGGAGUUGGACGGCGUGUCGGUCUUGCUAUUCGGUAUGUAUGUCCACGAAUUCGACGAGCAAGAAGCAGACUGCAACUCGCGACGAGUUUACAUCUCGUAUCUGGACUCUGUGAACUACUUUAAGCCGGCGCAUCUUCGGACAAAAGUGUACCAUGAACUGCUGAUCGCCUAUUUUGAAUUUGUCAAGCAACGUGGCUUUCAUACGGCACACCUGUGGGCAUGUCCGCCCCUAAAAGGUGACGACUAUAUUUUGUACUGCCAUCCAGAGGCGCAGAAAACGCCAAAGUCGGAUCGCUUGCGGGCUUGGUACGUGGAUAUGUUGGUCAAAGCAGAGGAGGAAGGGGUUGUGUGGCAAAUCACGAAUAUGUACGACGAUUACUGGCGCAACGACAAUACGCCAUGCGCACUACCGUACUUCGAAGGCGACUACUGGGUCGGCCUGGUAGAAGACUUGAUCGAGAAGUUGGACGCUGAAAAACCAAAGAAGAUUGUAAAUAAACGUGGUUCCAAGUCGCAGAAGCGCAAAAGCUCGGAUACGAAGAAGGCAGCGAUCAAGAAGUCUAAAUCGAAGAAGGUAAAACGUCGUAAGACCGUGUCAGGUGGAGAGGUGUCCGGCGAGGAGGGCGAGGACGACGAUGGUCACGAGGACACGUCGUCAACGAGCAAUCGUACGCUUACUUUGAAGUCGUUAGACACGCCAGAUCGGAAAUUAUCGGACCCUCUUAUGGCCAAAUUGAGCGAGGUGAUCGAGCCCAUGAAGGAUGAUUUCUUGGUGGUGAAACUAGUGCCUUGUUGUCGGGUGUGCAAUACGUCAGUGGUGCAGGGUACACUGUGGCGUGACCAUACUGUGAAAACCGAACAAGGUCUAAACCCGAAGGUGGUGCAAACUGCGUUGUGCGAUGAAUGCUUCCAGAAACUGAAGGUCGUAUCCACCGCAGGUUCGUCAGCGACUCAUCACCGACUGCAGACACGAUUGAAUGCUCUUACAAAAGAAACAGCGACAUUGCCAGAGCGCUGUACAGACCCAGACGAUAUUAACGACAGUGAGUUUUUUGACACGCGACAGGCCUUUUUGAGCCUGUGUCAGGGCAAUCACUACCAAUUUGACGAACUGCGUCGCGCAAAGCACUCGUCCAUGAUGGCUUUGUAUCAUUUGGGCAACCCGAACCCGAAUGCCUAUGUGUACGAGUGCAACGCUUGUACGCGCGAUAUUGUGACGGGCAAUCGCUGGCAUUGCCAUACGUGCCCAGACUUCGACGUGUGUGAUACUUGCAAUGCCAAAGAGAAGCACGACCACCCGCUGGAAAUGGUGCCUACGAGUGGUGCAGGUGUCGGAGGUGGUGUUGGUGGUGCUGGUGGGUCUGGAGGAGCUCAGGCACUUACACCAGAAAAACGACGUCUUCGCGAGCAGCGUGCCAAGAACGUUCGUUUGCACAUGCAAUUACUGGUUCACUCGAGUUCAUGUGCUGAUGGCAAUUGCGGGUCGUCAAACUGCGAGAAGAUGAAGGAACUGAUGCGCCAUGGAGCGCAGUGCAAGCAGCGAGCGUACGGCGGUUGCACGAUCUGUCGGCGAGUGUGGGCACUUCUGCAGCUUCACGCCCGACAGUGUCGUCAAUAUGAAUGCAAGGUGCCGCGCUGUCACGAUCUUCGUGAACACGUUCGCAAGUUGCAAUUGCAGCAACAACUCAUGGACGACCGGCGACGUGCAGCAGUCACGCAGCAGUACCGUCAAAUGCAGAGUGAGCGCAAACAGGAGCAAGAGAAUCAAACUAAAAGUGAUGAGGCCAUGACGCAGACAUGA